This is a messenger RNA of Parasteatoda tepidariorum (common house spider), 2454 nucleotides long. RefSeq names its product UPAR/Ly6 domain-containing protein crok. NCBI's taxonomy places the organism in Eukaryota, Metazoa, Arthropoda, Arachnida, Araneae, Theridiidae. Gene Ontology annotation, biological process: regulation of synaptic transmission, cholinergic; sleep; positive regulation of voltage-gated potassium channel activity. The record is from RefSeq and is a predicted model, not a curated record.
UAAUAGGUGACGCAAUUUCAUAGAGUAGACAUGAUCGCUUCGUUUCUGAUUGCUAUGGUAACGGAUUUAUGAAGUUCGAUGCUAACGGCCUAGCUAAUAAGAAUUAACAAUGAAGGCUGGGAUAUUAUUUGUAAUAACAGCCUUAGGUGUGAUCUUUCUAAUCAAAAACGGUGAGGGAAUCAAAUGUUGGGUGUGUCGCUCAGAUUCUGAUCCCAGGUGUGUGGAUCCUUUCGAUAACACAACCAUUCCUAUAUUCGACUGUGAUACUGUAAAGCUCGAUCAUUAUCCAAAUGUUAAAGCAUCCAUGUGCAGAAAGAUAAGACAGAAAGUGUAUGGCAAUUGGCGUUUCAUUCGUUCCUGUGCAUUUCUUGGUACCCCAGGCGAAGGAACUGGUAAUGAGAACUACUGCACUAUGAGAACGGGGACAUACAAUGUGUUCAUGGAGACUUGCACAUGCAACAGUAAAGACGGAUGCAACACCGCCUCAUCCAAUCACCAUCUCUCAUACUUCGCUGCAUUCCUCCUUCCCAUUCUUCUCAUGCUCAGGAUCAGACUGUUUGGCUGAUUCUCGCCAACUUCAUCUUUAGGACCGUUAAAAAAAAAGGAAGAGACAAACCAUAAUCAAAAUUUUUUGAUAGAAGAUAUUAAUCUUUUACAACUUUUAAAGAGUGCCUGACCAUAAUUGUCAUUACCCUUAAUUAGCAGAAAAACAUAAUGAGACCAACCUGCUUUACUGCUAAUAAACACCUUAAUAAGCAGGGUUAGUCAUACGUCACCAACGACACCAAAGCAGCGGGUUCCAAAUAGAGUUGGGUACUGAUUCGAAUCAGUGAUUUGAUUCGGUGAUUCGAAUAACUGAUUCUUAUGAAGUGAUUCACGUCGCCGAUUCCAAUCAUGUGUUUCGGAAUCACUCUUCGAAUCGAAUGAUUCUGAUCAAUGAUUCAAUUCAGCGAUUCGUAUCCUGUGAUUCGGAUCAGUGAUUCGAAUCAACUGAUUCAGUUCUCAUUUCGAAUCCAGUAAUUUGGAUCACUCAUUGCGAAUCACGAGAUUCGAAUAAAAUGCUUUAAGGAAAUUCAAAAUUGGAAAUAAUUCGAAAAAAAAAGGUACCUAUCACUAUUUUUCGUUCAAUUAAUGUCGAUAGAAAAAAAAAUGCAUUAUUCUUUCUCAUUAAUGAAUUCUUUCAAGUAAAUAAAUAUACUUAUUUAUAUCUUUUGUAAAAUUGUAUAUGUUGCUGAUUUAUAUAAAGACUUCUAACUAUGAAUUAAUAAUUAUGUAAAUUUUAAGAAACUACGAAAGAAAUGCUUUAUUUUUUUUAUAUUUAUUUAUUUUUAUCUGAAUUCCUAGACUUCUUUUAAUGGAAAAUCUUGAGUCCUUAAUAAUGAAUGAGUAAGAAUCUCUUAGGUUUUAGAAGAAAUUAACUAUGUAUGACAUGGCAUCACUGUGAAUCAAAAAUAGCUGAAUUUUAGGAGACAAAUAUUCAUUAUAAUUUAAAUUUAUUUCGAUAAAAUCAACUGAUUCGAUUCAUCAAAGUGAACUGAUUCUAUUGAUUCGAAUUACUUUUUUUUCUGCUGUUUCAGGGGAAGAACAAUGAUGCGUUCAAGUUUUUAAUGAAUUACUCGUGAUUUUAAAUACGAUACUGUGGUUCGAUUUUGUUAUUUUGUUCCGCAAAUUUCCGUCCUAUUAUAAUUCCUAAGAUAUCCAUAUUUCGGUUCAAGGUUGAACCAAUAUUUUUUUUCUUCUUUAGAAUAUAGUUUGUGAUUUGUUAAAUGUUACGUGAUUGUCGCUCAGAAAAGUUAUUUGUAUGGCUAUUUUGGGUAAAUCGGAAAAUUCGAUUCUAUGUAAAUAAAAUAAAAUAAAAAAGGUUAAGGAGGAAAAGAUACAAGGGGGGAAAAAGUAUCGAUUGAAAUUUUUUAACUAUGAAAAUGAUCGAUAUCGUGAAAUAUCGAUAGUUUUUCAUGCUAUUGUGAAAUAUCGAUAGUUUUUAGACAUCGCUAUACCGAUGUUUUAACACUAUUGCAAUAAGUAUCGGAUAUACAAUAAUUAUCGGCUAUGGCAAUAUCGCGAUUCUUAUCAACAACUAUGAAUAUCAAAUACCACACAUUGUGAGAAUAAUCGUUAGCGAUAGUUAUUGACACGAUGUUAUCGUGAGUCAUGAUAAAUUUGAUUUUUUAGCGAAAAUAUUAAUCCAUCUGAAUUUUUAAUAUUAGGAAAAUAUCGAAAAAUCGUGAUACUUCCUAGAGAUCUAUCGCGAUAUUAUUAAAAUACUUAUUUCACCCAUCACUAACUAAUAUAUAAUAGUAAUAUUUUAUAUGGUUCUUUCUGAAAGACAAAUUUUUUCAUUGUACUUUUUUCUCCAUUUUUUUUCUUAAAAUGAAUCUCAUUUUUUAUUCUGAGAAACACUUGUCGAUCCGGUGAAUGUCUUUUUUACUUAUGCUCAAUUUUUUUGUGUUAAAA